AUGGUUGCCUCGAAUGAUAGUUGCGUUUGUGAUGUUGUCGUGAAAAUUUCUUUUGAUUUUGGAAAUAGGUCAGCCACAGUUGUUAUUGUUAAUUUUGUAGAAGAUGUUGAAUCAUUCGUAGUAGAUGUUGAAUCAUACGUAGUAGAUUUUGAAUCAUACGUAGUAGAUGUUGAAUCAUACGUAGUAGAUGUUGAAUCAUACAUAGUAGAUGUUGAAUCAUACGUAGUAGAUGUUGAAUCAUUCGUAGUAGAUGUUGAAUCAUACGUAGUAGAUGUUGAAUCAUACGUAGUAGAUUUUGAAUCAUACGUAGUAGAUGUUGAAUCAUACGUAGUAGAUGAUGAAUCAUUCGUAGUAGAUUUUGAAUCAUUCGUAGUAGAUGUUGAUCAUACGUCGUAA
This is a messenger RNA of Mytilus trossulus (common blue mussel), 396 nucleotides long. RefSeq lists its product as uncharacterized. The transcript has a single exon. The record is from RefSeq and is a predicted model, not a curated record. Lineage: Eukaryota; Metazoa; Mollusca; Bivalvia; Mytilida; Mytilidae. The coding region runs from base 1 to 396 and encodes 131 amino acids.